Messenger RNA from Helicoverpa zea (corn earworm), 1881 nucleotides. RefSeq names its product post-GPI attachment to proteins factor 2-like. NCBI's taxonomy places the organism in Eukaryota, Metazoa, Arthropoda, Insecta, Lepidoptera, Noctuidae. The record is from RefSeq and is a predicted model, not a curated record. Gene Ontology annotation, biological process: GPI anchor biosynthetic process. The coding region runs from base 211 to 966 and encodes 251 amino acids. The transcript is spliced from 3 exons. Gene Ontology annotation, cellular component: endoplasmic reticulum membrane; Golgi membrane.
CGUGAAGCAAAUAAACAAGCUUAGCAAAUGUGUAUGUGCUCAGAGAAUGCGUAGAACGGAAUACAGUUGUACCGACUUUUUCACAUAAAUGUCAGUGUCACUCAAGUGCUGUCAGUGUCAUUUCAAUUUGUCAUUCCCAUUGUUUAUAUCAGCGACACGGACUCGGUGGCCCUAUUUUGACCUUAUGUACUUCACAUUUUUUGUUAAUAAAUGUAUUUACCUCUUUACAAUGAAUCCGAAAAGAAGUAUUACAUUAAAGUACCAUCGAAAUUGUGCUUCUCCGCAGUAUCGGUGCCGCUAUUUGCUUUCAUAACUUGUGUUGUGAUAACAAUGUACAAAGAUUUUGAAAGCGCCAAUAAUACACACUGUAAAGUUCCCAACAUUUUUCCAUCAAUAUCAGCAUCCAUAGGAAAUUAUGAACCCCAAAGCACAAUAUGGAAAACAGCCAUUUAUGUGCAUGCACCCAUUCGAUUCUAUAUAUUGUAUCUAAGGUGGAACUAUUAUCAAAGUAUUAUAAUGGAAAGCUGUGUUGGUUUAGUCAAUGUAGCAGUAUUUUUAAAUAUCAUAGAAAACUUAGCUUUAUUAGGACUAACACAUUGGACAUCAUCAAGGAACUACCCUUACCAUGAAGUUUGUUUUAAAACAUUCAUUGGAACAUCGGUGUUCUAUAUGCUCCUAACAUGUAUAAUGCUUUCAAAGUUACGGAGAAGACCAAAUAUUACAUACAGAGAGAGGCAUUCAGUAAAGUUAAAAUGGAGAGCUUUUGUUGUGAAUGUAGCAUCAUUUUCAGCUGCCGCUUACUUCUUCCUUAGACAUAACAGGCUGUGUGAACCAUAUGUUUAUUCCCUGUUUGGUUUGUCAGAGUACAUAGUGGUGAUCAGUAAUAUCGUCUUCCAUUUGACAACUGCCUAUGAUCUUCAAAUAAAUUUCAUAUGUUUAACCAGUAAAGGGAUUAUCACUGAAUGAUGUCCAGGAAUGUUUGCCAAAAAUAUUUUUAAGCAUAUUUUGUCCAUCCAUUGAAAACAUAUUUCUCUAAGUUUUGGGGUAAGGAUAAUAUUAUACAGAAUGCUAAAACAUAUAAAUACAAAUAUACAAAUGUAAAAAUACAUAAUUCAUUUAAACAAUGCUAUAACUGCUAGUUUAGUGACUUUAAAUUAGCACCCAAAGUUACACAUUAUUUUAUUUAUCCUAAUGUAGGUGCAUAGUUGCAUACUUAUGAAAUUUAAGUAAAAAUAUUAUUUAAAUAUUGAUAAUUAAUUUAUAUAUUUAUUAACAAUAGUAUAAGUUAAAAUAACAUAACAAAAUCUUAAAUAAAUACAUUCAGAUCACAUGAUAACAUUUUAAUUCAUUAUAAUUGUGCUCCUAUAACACUAACAUAGAACCAUAUUGCAAAACUUGACUUUGGAUCCAUACUCGAUUUGAGUAGACUCUUAGGCCUCCCCUACAUUUGGCGUGCGCGAUCCUCGGGCGUGUUCGCGGCGCGCACGUCCUCCAUGUGACUGAUCGAAACAGUAGCGGGCGGCGGGGAUAGCGGGCGAAGGGAUAAGAAAGCGACUCGACGCGUGCGCGCCGCGAGCGCGCCGCACAUGCCGCAGGUCAGCAAAACGCGACGCUCACGCAGCGCGCUUGCCCGAGGAUCGCGCACGCCAAAUGUGGGGGAGGCCUUAACUAAAGAUAAUUUUAGAUAUAACUUUUUAUUUAAAAUAUCAGUUUAAAAACAAAAUGUAGCUAAACUCUAACAGCAUAACUUACUUAAUUGUUUAAAGCAAUAUUUUGUUUUAAUGUAUUUGUAUAAAAAGUCCUAUCAAGAUGUUUCCUUUAGUGCUACUACUAUAAUGGAGUAAUAGACUCUUUGCAUUAAUAAAAAAUCGGAUUUAAACA